AUGGCGACUUUUCGAUCGAUGCAUUUAAUGGAUACACUAAUCUUCAAUUAUGUUAACCUAGAUCAGCUCACGGAAACCUACAGCACAUCGUUUUAUGGCGAAUACACGACGCAUUGGCCGGAGUACCAGCGCAUUUGCAUUCACCCAACCACAGGUCUACCCAUGGGCUAUGCACUUGGCAAGGCUGAAGGGAAGGGUGAGGAUUUCCACGGCCAUGUUUCUGCUGUGACAGUCGCAUCAACCUUUCGCCGAUUGGGGCUCGGUGUAAGCUUAAUGGAGGAGGUCGAGGAAGCUACCACCAAUAUCCACGACGCUUACUUUAUUGAUCUCUUUGUACGGAAGAGUAAUACGGUUGCUCAAGACAUGUAUCAGAAGCUCGGUUACAUUGUCUAUCGGAGGGUGCUUUCAUACUAUCGUGGUGAAGGCUCAAAAGGGCAUUUUAAAUACGACGAAGAUGCACUAGAUAUGCGCAAGGCUAUGCCUCGCGAUAAGACACGAAAAGUUAGUUCCGUCAUCCCGCUCAAGCAUCCAGUACGAGCAGAAGAUCUUUUGUGGAACUAACACAAACCUCAGCUGGUGCGGCAACAAUAUCAUAUUAAACACAAUGGGGAGUUCGUUCUCACCGUUACUCAGGGAAAUAACGGAAUUCUACGGACACGCCGUUGGGCCUCUUCCACUCACAUGCUGUUUUUGUAAGUAGGAUGAAGCUUACGUCGAAGUCUUAGGGGGAUGGGUUAACUAAAUCAGUCUGGUGGUAGCAGAAAAAAAAGAGCACCUUGGUCGAUCGUUGGGAGGGUAUAUCUCUUCUUUUUAGCAACUUCCAUUCAUUUCUACAUCGAUCGCAUGGUCAACUAGGUAGAAUAUUUAUUGAUCUGCUAUAUCUAGUCCAUAUCAUUUCAAGCUUUCGGAGUGGGGAA
Molecule: messenger RNA, 917 nt
Organism: Phytomonas sp. EM1
Lineage: Eukaryota; Euglenozoa; Kinetoplastea; Trypanosomatida; Trypanosomatidae
Source: the annotation of a GenBank genome assembly